Messenger RNA from Colletotrichum orchidophilum, 708 nucleotides. RefSeq lists its product as uncharacterized. Lineage: Eukaryota; Fungi; Ascomycota; Sordariomycetes; Glomerellales; Glomerellaceae. Bases 1 to 708 code for a protein of 235 amino acids. The transcript has 2 exons. The record is from RefSeq and is a predicted model, not a curated record.
AUGGCUGGCCUGCAGAGCCGCGAGAGCGGAACUGGCCUCAGUCUCGGGCUAUAUUCGCCCGGUGGACGACGAAUGAAUCCACACGGCCGUGGUGAACGAGAUCCUGGAGGACAAGACCCGCAAGUCCUCCUUGGAGGCUCCUUGGGCUCCUUGGGCUCCUUGGAGGGUAGGCUAUGGUGUGGUGAAUUCUCGUACCGAUACGUGGCGCCGACCGAAAUGCGGGCAAGUUUGCAUCUGUCGACCGGGUCCUAUCCGCAACGUGCUAUCAACUUCGCUUCUUGGACAAUCGCGCAGAUCCUACACAUCUGCCUGCAGUCGAUGACACUGCCGUCCACCCUCAUCAAGCCAAAGCGAUCGAGCAGUUGGGAGAAUCACAACCUACGUCUCGUCUGGCUGCCAGGAUGUCCACUCACGGCGAACCGAAGUUUCAUGGCCGCCACCGCUUGGCCUAUCGGAAGGUGGGGCCUCAGCAGUGCGGCGGGUAAAACCAAGAGGUGCUACUGCCAUUCGCUGGAGGCGACUUCGGGCGUGGAUGAAUCCUACCAUUGGGCGCGUACCAGCGCGGAUGUGGCACGGAGUCCGCCCACGUCCGAGUCGCCGCACCAGCACCAACUUGCUGCUUCUACCCGACACGGCCUGGCCAUGAUGAAGAAUUUCAGGGGCAGCCUGGGCGAUGCGCUAUUCAUACUACGGCACAGGACAGGAUGA